AUGUCGUGGCUGCGAACGGCCGUGAAUAAGGCGGUGGAGGUCGGAAACCGCAAAAAUAUCACACGAACCGUUAGGAACUAUGCCGACUCCGUCGUCCAGCAGGCUGGCCAAGCCGUCGCUGAAGGAGCCAAAUUGCUUCAAGACCGCAUUGGUGCUGGGGCCUUUAAGAGUGUUAAUCAGACGAUUCAGAGAUUGGAAGAAGCUGCAGUGUCAUACAGAGGUCAUGAAAGAGCAUUGCUGAUUACCAGAUGGCUAUCUGUGCUUAAGGAGAUCGAUAAAGCUACUCAAAGUGAUAAACAAAUGACCUCCGAGGAACUACUUGCUUCUAAUGAAGCAAAGAGACGUGAAUGGGUUUUGUAUUACGAUCCAGAUAUAGGAGGUGAGCCUCUAAACUUCCGUGAUGUUUUUCUGCAAAGUCAAGCUCUGGAGGGCAUCGUUCUGUCCAUGAUUAUUGAACCACCGCAUGACGAUGAAAUCACGCUACUCCUGGAGAUGUUUGGGCUUUGUCUGAAUGGAGCAAAGGAAGUUCAUGAUGCCAUAGUCAGCAGUAUGCAGGAUCUUGCUACAGUCUUUUCGAGUUACAAGGAUGAGGUUUUGGAAUUGGGUGCGGAAAUUGCACAACUUGAGAAACAAAGAGAUGAGCUGGAAGCUGAACUGAAGAAGGUUAAUAUAUCUUUAGCUGCUGCCCAAGCUCGGUUCCGUAACGCAACGGAGGAGAGGGAUCAAUUUGGUGAAGCCAACAAUCAGAUAAUCGCUCACCUGAAAACAAAGGAGGAUGACCUGUCCAAAUCAGUUGUAGCUUGUAAGAAAGAGGCAGAAGUUAUCAAGACAUGGAUUAACUUUCUUGAGGAUACAUGGCUUCUUCGAUGCUCAUACACCGAAACGAAGGAUAAGCAGACUUUGUCGGAGAUGCCACCAAGUGCAGAUCAGGGGGACAAUCAAGUUUCAGACCCGAGGAAAAGUCUGGAGAUGGAGUAUCUAGACUAUGAGACCAAGAUCAUAACCACCUUCAGCAUUGUGGAUAACAUGAAAGAGCAUUUCCAGGCUCUUCAAAGCAAACUGGAAAAGAAGGACGACCGGCGAGUGAAAGAGCUAUUUGAUGACAUGGAGAAAAUGAGGCAGCAAUUCGAAUCCAUAGCGAGGCCAACGUUAGAGAUAGAGACUCCAUCACCUAAAAGCAGUGCUUCAACACCCAAAUCCCCCAGUCCCAGCACUAGCAUGGAUGCUCCUGUUGAAUCUACUACUCCGACCCAAAAGCCAGAGUUGAGCAAUCCUCCCAAGGCACCGCUCACUGCUGCUGGUUCCAGUCAGGAAUUCAACCCUGAAGCGGAACUAGCUGAGCUUGAAUCUGAAUUUGGUAAGGUGGCUCGUGAUUACUCUGCAGAUGAGGUUGAUGGAUGGGAAUUCGAUGAACUUGAGAAAGAAUUGCAGUAG
This is a messenger RNA of Microthlaspi erraticum, 1434 nucleotides long. Lineage: Eukaryota; Viridiplantae; Streptophyta; Magnoliopsida; Brassicales; Brassicaceae. The record is from the annotation of a GenBank genome assembly.